Molecule: messenger RNA, 1607 nt
Organism: Cervus elaphus (red deer)
Lineage: Eukaryota; Metazoa; Chordata; Mammalia; Artiodactyla; Cervidae
Exons: 6
Coding region: 1-945 (314 amino acids)
Source: RefSeq, a predicted model, not a curated record
AUGUGCACCUUGCACUUGCCAGAGCAGUGGCUGGACUGGGGUCUCGGAGGAGAGACCUGCUAUCCAUGCCUGCUGUCACAGGUGAGGUGUGACGGGUGCCCGGGCCCUGUGAUCAAGCUCUGGGGCAGCCGCAAGACAGUAGCCUGGACCCGCUCUGUCCUGCCCCGGGACAGGAAGGGGCCCCCUGAGAUGCCCUGCAUCGACGAGAUCCGGGACAGGACUCUGCACUUGCCUUGCUGGGCUGACAUCCACACCCCGGCCCACUUUUCAUCCAUCAGUUACAAGGGAUGCCUUCUCCGAAACCUGAAAGCUUCAGACUUCCAAGGGGAGUCAUCCCCAGAUAUCGGCAAGAAACUAAAAAAGGCAGAAGAAAGCCCUCAAACCCCUCAACGAGACCUUUUAAAGUUAGCCUUUAAGAUUUUCAAUAACUGGGACGAACAGGCAAAACUAGAGAAGGCCCACGGAGAUCAAGCCAAGUACCACCUUUUAGCCAGUGCCCUAAGUGGCUCCAAGCCUCCAUCAACCAGCAAAGAAAGGAAGCCAUGUGGGCCCUGCUUCGUUCCAAAGAAGGUCCCUGGGCUGCUCAUGCCUAAACCAAGGCCCCUCCAGGUCCGCGUCCCAGCUGUGGCAGAAAGGGACAUUGGAAGGUCGACUGCCCAAAACCCCCUCCAGGGAUCCGGACACCCCCUCCUGGUCCCCAGCAGGAGUCCUCCAACCCAGCUCUGCCCAGCCUCCUCGGACUCGCCGCUGAAGACUGAAGAUGCCCAGGCCCCCAGGCCCCGACUCUCAUCACCACCACGGAGCCCAGGCUACCUCUUACAGUGGCAAUUUCCUUCUCCAAGGGAUCUUCCUGACCCAGGGAUGGAAUCCCAUCUCCCGUGUCUCUUGUAUUGCAAAUGGAUUCUUUACCCACUAAGCCAUCAAGGAAGACUUGCUCCUGGCUGAAUGGAAGGCAGAAAACUGAGCGGGGACUUGGGCUGUGUAUCCUGCCCCCAAUAAAUGUUCAAGCCCUUCUCAGCUCUUGUUCAAGCUCUUGUUCAAGCCCUUCUCAGCUCUUGUUGCAAAUUCACAAAAUUUGCAAAAUCCUCCCUGAUGACUGACCCAUUAUUUCCCUUCACGCACACACACAAAUUAGAUGAUUAACAAUCAAAAGAUACUUUAUUCAUCCAGUCACACAUACAUGCGCCAAUUAGAGGAGGUUUUCUCACCUACACAGAACCCAAGAUAAACAGAGGUUGGAGAGCUCACACAGGUCAACAUCUGGAGGAAACAAAGGACUCUUUCUCACCGUGGAUUUCUAAUAUCUGAAGACAUUCUCAAGCAAAAGAAUAAUUCAUGAGAAGUUAAAGAUCUUCUUGGGGACUUCCCUGGUGGUCUAGUGGCUAAGACGCCAUGCUCCCAAUGCAGAGAGCUCAAGUUCGAUCCCUGGUCAGGGAACUAGAUCCCACAUGUCAUAACUGAAGAUCCUGCAGGCCACAACUAAGACCUGGUGCAGCCAAAUAAACAAAAUACUUUUUUUUAAAAAAAGAUCUUCUUGGAAGAUUAGUUGAUUUUUGAAAAGUACUUAUUGGGCAUCUACAGCAAGCAAGCCUUCUGUAAUCCAUAGA